Molecule: messenger RNA, 2611 nt
Organism: Girardinichthys multiradiatus
Lineage: Eukaryota; Metazoa; Chordata; Actinopteri; Cyprinodontiformes; Goodeidae
Exons: 4
Coding region: 213-1040 (275 amino acids)
Cellular component (GO): mitochondrion
Source: RefSeq, a predicted model, not a curated record
UCUCCCUUCGCGGUUGGAGGUGGGACACUCGGGGACAUGCUGCUCUCCUUGGAGUCCGUACUCUUCAGUAGUCAAUGUGGUCUUGGAGUGUUUGACAGACUGUCGCAUGGCCCUAAAGAUUCAGCCGUGUUGUUUAACUUUGACUCAAACAACGUUCUGUGGUUGAACAUCAAAGCAGCAGGACGGAGAAGGACUAGGAGAGGAGGUAGGGGAUGAUGAUGAUGAUGAUGAUGCAGCACGUCCUUACUCACAGGACACUGUGGCGGGUCAUGGCAGUGCGCUCAGUCAGAGCGGGCGCUGCCGUCUUCAAGCAUCCAGCGGUGUCCAGGUUCUGCGUGCUGCGUUUGUCGCUGCUGCAGCCUGGUAGCCAGAGGUUGGUCUCAGCAUCAGCCUCCAGCAGAGUAGCACAUCAACCAAAGCACCAGUCCCCACAGGAGGAAAGAGCACAAUCAGUGUCCACAUCCCAAUCACAGGAGGUCAGUAAAGGGGAGGCUGAGUCUGCAGACGUAGACCCGCUGCAGGACAAGUCCAUCGGCCUUUUCCAGAGGUUUAAGAAGACCUUCAAACAGUAUGGGAAGGUGAUGAUUCCUGUUCAUCUGGCAACAUCCUCCAUCUGGUUAGGAACUUUCUAUUAUGCUGCUAUGAAAGGUGUAAAUGUGGUGCCGUUCCUGGAGAUAAUUGGUUUGCCAGAAUCACUCGUCAGCCUUUUGAGAGAUUCCUCGAGUGGCUAUGCACUGACCGCCUACGCCAUGUACAAGAUUGCAACCCCAGCUAGAUAUGCAGUGACUCUGGGUGGAACGUCACUGUCUGUCCAGUACCUCCGCAAACACAGCUACAUGUCCACACCGCCACCAGUAAAGGAGUACAUCCAGGACAAAAUGGAGGAGACGAAGGAGAGAUUCACAGAAAAGAUGGAGGAAACAAAAGGACUUUUCUCUGAGAAAAUGGAAGAGACUAAAGACAAGCUCUCUGAGAAACUUCAGGAAACCAAAGACAGAGUUUCGGAGGGAAAAGCAUUUUUUCGAAAGAAAAACGAUUAGAGCGUUACACGUUCAUGUAGCACCUGUUGGUGAACUCUCCUAUUAUGAUUUCAUUUGGUUGAAUUGAUGAGUGGGGGUUACACUUACUACUUUAACUGUUUGGAGGAGUGAGAUAUUGCACUAUCCCUGUCUUCACACCAGUCAGUUAUUGCCUGGUGUCUAUUUAUGUGUCAAAGCAGUCCCUAAUUGUCUGAACCCUCCCACAAUGCACUGCAAAUGUAGAGCAGACAGCAGCUAAGCUGCCUGCUGGCAGCGCCACUUCCUGGCCCUGCCUUUUCAGACGGGAUUUCCACAGACCCGAUCUGGAUCGAGCUGCCGCUUGGCUGCAGUUUUACUUGAACUCUUCAGAGGUCUGGACUUCAGACACCACCAGGUGAAGACAGUUCGGGAGACUGAGCUGUGCUAAUCCUUAUGGCUGAACAGAAAAUGAAACUUGAAGCUCAUCGUUAACCACAUUAUAGUUUGUCGAAGGCUUGAGAUUUCACCUUGUCUUCAUAUGUAUUUAGCCAGAAGUUCUGUUUUUUAAUAAUGUUUUCUCUGAUAGCCAAAUUUAAUACAUCACAAUGUUUGUGGUUUCUGCACUAUAAUGUAUCAACUGAAAGCGGAGUCGGAAAAUCAGACAGUGAGUUAGAAGUUGAAAUGGUACAGUUUACAUGAGGUAAUUACACAGUCCUGGUCAGAGUUACAGCCUUCUGUUAACAGAAGGAACAUAGUUCUGAUCAGCAAAUAGAAAAGGGCUGUCAGAUCUGAAUGAUUGGAUUCUUGCUAAUUACAAAGACAAAAAAAAAAACUAGCAAGUAUGAAGAAAUAGUACGAGGAAUAGUUAUUGGCACUUUUUUUCUGAUCUCAAAACCACAGAAGUUCGGACUGGUUGCAGCAGAAGUGUACAACUUUGUCUGACCGGAUCUGUGGAGUUGAUUCAGAUGGACAUUUAUUUUUCAAAGUCUGUCAGGGUGAGAUUAUACUGAUGCAAAAAGAUGAAAAAUGAAAAUCAUCUUACAAUAGAAAGGAUCACAAGCUGACUUGUGUGCAACUAAUAAAUCAAAUUCCCCCAAAUACAGCAAAUAUUUUCAGAAAGAGUGACCCAUAUCUUGUUAUUGUUGCUGAGAAUUGAAUAAAAAGAAUCUAGAAAACACUCAAACCAAAAGCUUUGGGAAAUGGUUUUGCCUUUCCUUCAAUAAUGCAAACAUGUGACCCUUUUUAUGCCUCGACUCUACAAUAAUCCAAUUUCUACAAAAAUAUGAUGGCUUUGCAGGUACAACUAGCGGCUAAUAUUCAAACUAUUAUGUUUUUUAUCAUAAAAUCUCAGUGAAACGAGUGCUUUGAACUUCGAGGUUUUGCUCUGUGUGGCAAAAAGUUUCUAAACGCUGCUGUGUUGAAGCUUCUGACCAGGACUGUUAACACAGUGUGUGCAGCAUGUUUAAUUGAGGGAAUGCCGUGAAAAACGUGGCUAUUAGGGUUUCACAAUGUGACAGAAAUAAGUGUUUUCAUUAAGUUAACACACCAAUGUCCUUGCCAGAAAUUCACACAGUUUGGUUAAAAUCACACUGAAUAAAAGUGAUAUGAAAUCA